AACAUGGCGAUAUGUCUGAGGCUUUGCGUAUAAGCCACUGAGAGGAAAAUGGAUAUCGAUUCAAAUCACAUUAACAUAGUUUGGUGAUACUAUCUCUGAUUCCAUAUCUUACUUCAAUCACUGACACUUUGGAGGUGGUCAGAACUAUAACCUCAUAUAUAUAUAUAUAUAUGAGAGUGUUAUUGCUUAUAAGAGGAUGUUACAGGAUUCUAGAGGUGUGGAUCUAUGAAGACGUUAUAGGAUUUCGGAAGGUGUGACAGGAUAAAAUAUGGCAGACAAUAACAGUCUUUCCGUGAAGUUAAGAAAGGAAGGCAAUGAUGUGUACACCUCUGUACGGGACGGCCUGUGCGUCUCGAUCAAAUUUUCGAGGUUUAGUAGUGCAGCAGAUAGCUACCGUAGGGCGUUUGAUGCGGCAAAGGGUGACGAAGAGAGUGUACCAGCUGCCAAAAAUGCAGCCAUGACCUUCUGGAGAAUAGCAGAAACUGAAACUGAAAUGGAUACCAAACCUGAUAGAGUUGCACGCAAUUAUAAAGAGGCAUUUAAGUAUUUCUCCUAUGCUUACAGGCAUGGUAUUUCGUGCAAACCCAGCGAUUGGAUCACCAAGCUGCUCUCGUCAAUUGAUGAAUGUUGGUCGGAAUUCAGUUUUUUCAUGAACGAGCACGCUUCUCUAGAAGAUAGGAUCGAUCAUUAUUACAAUGUUCUUGAGACGGUUGAAAUAGAUUAUAUACGCGGGAACUUUUAUCUAAAUCUUGCAAGGUUCCAUUUCCGGAGUGGCGUAACAGCCAUUCAGAAUGGACGCUAUCAACGUGGGUUGUCCGAAAUGAGAAACUGUUCUAUGCCGAUACACGAAGCUAGGAAACAUUGUUUAGAUGUCAACAAUGUAGGUCUGGAGUGUAAUAUUUUAGAGGAUGACGUCAUCAUGCAUCAGUGUACUGCCGAUGCCAUGCAAGCAAUAGAUGUGGGUGACAAAUUGUUCAGGAAAAUAAUGAAAGACGAAGAGAACAUUAACAUGGACAUCGUCUGGGACGUCGUGGAUUGGUAUAAAUCUGCUGUUCUGCGCACGCGCGAGAGGACAGAAAUGGAACAGGAAGCCAUAGCAACAAGUCGACUAGGCAAACUAUAUGAUAAGGUGCUGAAGAUGAAGGACAAGGCCCAUGAAUAUGUGAUGAAGUCUGUGCAACUGGCACAUAGCAUGCAUCCUCGAACAUUCACAUCGGAGGACUGGUUUAAAGAAGCCUCUAAAAUUUUGAAAAAGUAUCAAGAUGAAAAGGCAGCAGAGGAGGACAAAGAAUGGAAGAAACAAAGAGAAGAGGUUAAGAAGAAAAUGACUGAACAACUGGAAAGUCUCUACAAAGCUGAGAAAAAGGGAGACCUAGAACUUCUCGAAUACUUAUACAAGAACUUUCCACCGAAGAACCCUCUUCACAAGGAAGUCUUUGUUAUGCCGACAGAUCCAAAAGAAUUAAAGGAACUAGAUCUUGAGAAGAAGAAGAAGCUCUACCAACAUGCCGUGGUAAACUACCAUCCGGACAGGGCGAAUGUGAAGGAGCAUGGGACUCAGUGGAAGGUUCUGACCGAGGAAAUCACCAAGAUCCUGAAUUGUCGGUAUAACCGCCAGAAGGCGUUAUAAUUGGCAUAUAUAUUGGUGGAGGCAACGCAAACAUAUCUGUACCAAGACUUGAACAAAAAUUAGGGAGCAUUCAAGAAGAAAUCUAACUUGAUACAAAGGCAGAAUUCUCAAAUAUCUAAAUAUAGUGUAAAUGUUACUUGUUUCUUUGAUGCAUAGAGCUUAUUUGUACUGGGUUUUUUUGGGUUUUUUUUUUAAGUUGUCUUCAAUUCAGAUUUAUUCGUAAAUCAUUCAGGUAUGGAUACCAAAAAAUAAUGUUUUCAGUGAAGAGUAAACAAUGUUAUAAAAUCAACGGUAAAUUACCAUACAAGAUAGUACAUUUCUAGUAGAUAUUACUCAAUAACUAUAAUACAGUGACUCUAUAUAACAUACAAUAUGUCACAAAUACUUGACUUUGAUAGUGACAGUGACGUAAUUUUGUGCAUAUUAGUUAAUGUAGAGUUUGUGUCCUUUUCCUUAAUGACCCUGGCUGUUAAUAGGACGUUAAACAAAACAAACCAAACAAACCAAAGUUUCCUUUUCAUAACUUAAAACUGAAAUGUUUCCAUUAUUAAAAUUGUAUUUUCCUAAGCACAACGUGAAAUAUAUCGCGUGUCUGUAAAGAUCAGGUCUGCGACUACAGUAGGACAGGCUGGCCAUGGGCAAUUUUUUUGUUAAGUAAAUAACUUUAUUAUGAUAUGCAUAAAAAAAGAAAAAAGAAAUGUACACUAUAAUUGGUAUAUUCAGUGUGAAGUAGUACAUACAGGCUUCACAUUUGUUAAAACAAAAAUUAAUAAAUUGAUUCCGGAUUUUAAAUUUCCGGAUUUGCCGAAGGUGUGUUUAAGCAGGAAAUUUAGUUUUGCCUACAGCGAAAUAUGGAAGCCCACAGAAGAGGUAAGAUAGCAGGAAAACUUA
Messenger RNA from Pecten maximus, 2521 nucleotides. RefSeq lists its product as uncharacterized. Bases 269 to 1630 code for a protein of 453 amino acids. The transcript is spliced from 6 exons. The record is from RefSeq and is a predicted model, not a curated record. Lineage: Eukaryota; Metazoa; Mollusca; Bivalvia; Pectinida; Pectinidae.